UAUUACACGCCUUAUUUUUGUUUGUUGAUUUCAAAACACAGUAAUGUACACGCGAAACCAGGCCGCUGUUAGAAAACAUCAGCACAGUAGGCUAUGUGUGUUUUCCGGAAUUCGUCCCAGAUUUGCUGUGACCAGUUUAGUUUCGUCCUAUUUCAUUUCAAACGCAAAAAUCAUGUGCAGAAAUACUAGCCUUUUGUUUGGUGUAGUCUUAUUCUUUUACACGCAAGCGGUUUCUCGAGGAAAUUGGUAUACACUGGGCGAACACGAAUAUUUGAUAGACAACAAGUUAAUCAGUGGGUUUGAAAACGCAAGGGCCAGAUGCCAAUUAAACAACGCGAGCUUAGUAAUUAUUAGAAAUAACGAAACUCAGCAGUUUCUGGCCAGUAAAAUUAAACACUGGAAUGGCGCCUUGUUUUACUACAUCGGCCUCCAAAAAACUGGUAAUGAUAGAAACGCUUUUACAUGGAUCGACAACACUCCGAUAUCAAACGGCCCAACUUUUUGGAGGCCCGGAGAACCCAGCAAUAUGAGAGGGCCUAAAGAUUGCGUAAUGAUGUGGUCGGAUAGAGACGGGGUUCCUUUUCCUUGGAUUAGCGUUCCAUGUUCAUACACAGGGCGCUACAUUUGCGAAAAACCUCCAAGUACAGCACCGCCGACAUCAACCCGGGCAAUAGUUGCGACGACAUCAGAGAUGCCAUCAACCCAACAACAGGUUACAACAACUGAUCAUUCUGAAGAUGAUGUAGAAGGCUUCACGGUAUUUGCUCCAAUUGCCAUUAUUUUGGGGGUUGCGUUUCUUGCGGUUUUAUCAGCUCUACUAAUCUGUCGCUAUUUUAAAUUUAUAGCAGGAGCGGGUGCUAGUGCCCGACACAGAGCAAACACUGGUCUAACUCGGGAGAACUUAGGAAACUCCCAAAUCGUUUAUAGAGUUAAUACAGGAGGUGAGGGUGAACAUGAACCAUCUUAUCAGGAGAUUGAAGUUCGUGUUUCUAUCUGUUCUGUAUCACAAAAUAACAGCGAGCGCAGUCCUUCGCGACCAGAGUCGAAAACCAUGAAUUCUGAGCCGCCAUCAAACACGCUGACUGUACCAGCUGCAGUAAACGAAGCUAGCCAGCCACUAAAUGUUGAAAACGCAAAUAUCGAAGCAAUGUAUAGUGUAGUAAAGAAAACAGAUUUCGUUUAGACGGCAGGACUUAUGUAUUGGUUGCAAUAAAUGGAAACAGCUUGCUUGCUGUAGAAGUAAAUUUUUCGUUGCUAUUUAGAAAUAUCCGAUGCCCGCACCAUGUCCUGUUCAAAAACAAUAUAAAACCGUAUCCUCACGACUCACAAAUGGACACGGUCAGGAGAUUUAGAUAUUAUGUGGUUAAGGUGUCCCGUCUUCCACUACCAUGAAUAAUGCGCUGAGAUUAAUGUUAAACUGGUCACUUGUGGUUCAUGCCUUGCUGUAAAGAUCUCACCCGUGUAGAAAUAGAUUCGCAAUAAAAACGACAAAUUAAAAUCGUGAA
This is a messenger RNA of Ciona intestinalis (vase tunicate), 1505 nucleotides long. The record is from RefSeq and is a predicted model, not a curated record. NCBI's taxonomy places the organism in Eukaryota, Metazoa, Chordata, Ascidiacea, Phlebobranchia, Cionidae.